AUGUACCGACGACAAGGCUUCUACGAAAAAUUGCAAUGGAAAUUUAGAAGACCGGUUCCUCCUCCUGGUAACAUCCAAAGAAUCGUGAGAGGUGUGAUGCUCAUGGGUGUUUGUGAUCAGCCGGCAAAAGGCGAUUGUUUUAAUUUCGUGCAGUAUAAUGGUGACUAUGGCUGUACGUCUUGCUUGUCGAAAGGAGAACUAUUGCAUACAGAUGCAGGUGGCCAUGUUCAUGUGUACCCUCAUGAACUUCAAAUACAUCCAAGAACGUCUGGGCAAACGGUGGCACACGCAAAUCUUGCAACACCAGGCGAACCUGUGAUGGGGGUGAAAGGCAAUUCUGCUCUAUUUUUAAUUAUGCCUGAUUUCAUUCGAGGUACAGCAAUAGACAGAAUGCACUGUUCUGAUGGUGGUGUUAUAAAAAAAAUACUAACUUUGUUAUUCGAUGCUGCCUACAGUAAUGAGCUGCGAUUCUAUUGA
Molecule: messenger RNA, 477 nt
Organism: Cotesia congregata
Lineage: Eukaryota; Metazoa; Arthropoda; Insecta; Hymenoptera; Braconidae
Source: the annotation of a GenBank genome assembly